Messenger RNA from Canis lupus familiaris (dog), 2234 nucleotides. RefSeq names its product keratin 73 (gene KRT73). Gene Ontology annotation, biological process: intermediate filament organization; keratinization. Gene Ontology annotation, molecular function: structural constituent of skin epidermis. The record is from RefSeq and is marked validated. NCBI's taxonomy places the organism in Eukaryota, Metazoa, Chordata, Mammalia, Carnivora, Canidae. Gene Ontology annotation, cellular component: keratin filament.
UAAGGGUUAGCAUCUUAUUCCAUCUCUCUGGCCUCCCCAGCAUGAAUCGCCAAUUCACCUACAAGUCGGGAGCUGCCUCCAAGGGGGGCUUCAGCGGCUGCUCGGCAGUGCUCUCCGGGGGCAGCUCAUCCUCCUACCGAGCAGGGGGCAAAGGGCUCAGCGGAGGCUUUGGAAGCCGGAGCCUCUACAGCCUGGGGGGCACCAGGAGCAUCUCCCUCAACAUGGCCAGCGGCAGUGGGCGGGUGGGUGGCUAUGGGUUAGGUCGAGGCCGGGCCAGUGGCUUUGCUGGGAGCAUGUUUGGCAGUGUGGCCCUGGGGCCCGUGUGCCCGUCCGUGUGCCCUCCGGGGGGAAUCCAUCAGGUCACGGUCAACAAGAACCUCCUGGCCCCCCUCAACGUGGAGCUGGACCCCGAGAUCCAGAAAGUGCGCACCCAGGAGCGGGAGCAGAUCAAGGCUCUGAACAACAAGUUCGCCUCCUUCAUCGACAAGGUGCGGUUCCUGGAGCAGCAGAACCAGGUGCUGGAGACCAAGUGGGAGCUGCUGCAGCAGCUGGAUGUGAACAACUGCAAGAACAACCUGGAGCCCAUCCUCGAGGGCUACAUCAGCAACCUGCGGAAGCAGCUGGAGACGCUGUCCGGGGACAGGGUGCGGCUGGACUCGGAGCUGAGGAGCAUGCGGGACGUGGUGGAGGACUACAAGAAGAGGUAUGAGGAGGAGAUUAACAAGCGCACAACUGCCGAGAAUGAAUUUGUGGUGCUCAAGAAGGAUGUGGAUGCAGCUUACAUGAGCAAGGUGGAGCUUCAGGCCAAGGUGGAUGCCCUGGAUGGAGAAAUCAAGUUCUUCAAAUGCCUGUAUGAGGGGGAGAUCGCUCAGAUCCAGUCCCACAUCAGUGACACAUCUGUCAUCCUGUCCAUGGACAACAAUCGGGACCUGAACUUGGACAGCAUCAUUGCUGAGGUCCGUGCUCAGUAUGAGGAGAUCGCCUUGAAGAGCAAGGCUGAGGCUGAGGCGCUGUACCAGACUAAGUUCCAGGAGCUCCAGCUAGCGGCCGGUCGGCAUGGAGAUGACCUCAAACAUACCAAGAACGAGAUCUCCGAACUGACUCGCCUUAUCCAAAGGCUGCGCUCGGAGAUUGAGAGUGUGAAGAAGCAGUGCUCCAACCUGGAGACGGCCAUCGCCGAUGCCGAGCAGCGGGGCGACUGUGCCCUGAAGGACGCCCGGGCCAAGCUGGACGAGCUGGAGGCCGCCCUGCACCAGGCCAAGGAGGAGCUGGCCCGGAUGCUGCGCGAGUACCAGGAGCUCAUGAGCACGAAGCUGUCCCUGGACAUCGAGAUCGCCACCUACCGCAAGCUGCUGGAGGGCGAGGAGUGCAGGAUGUCUGGAGAAUACACCAACGCCGUGAGCAUCUCAGUCAUCAGCAGCACCCCGGCGGGCACCGCGGGCACCGGGGCCGGCUUCGGUUUCGGCGGCGCUGGCAGCUACGGUUACCGGCCCAGCUCGGUCUCCGGGGGCUACGGCGUGCUGUCCGGGGGCUGUGUCACCGGCAGUGGCAACUGCAGCCCCCGUGGGGAGUCCAAAACCAGGCUGGGGAGUGCGAGCGAGUUCAAGGACCCCCAGGGGAAGACCUCCGCUCUGAGCUCCCCCGCCAAGAAAACCACGAGAUAAAAAAAAAAAAAAAAAAAAAAAAAGAAAAAGAAGCCCAUUUCCCAGCUGUCCACCUCGCCCUGCUUUUCCUCCGGUCGCCCUUCCCUGGGAAAACUCCUGUCUCACAUUUAUCCUGCUCUCCUCCUUGCUUCUCUUCGCCACUGACAUUUCCUCUCCUCCACCUCCCGCCUUAGCGUUUGUUAAUCUAGAUUCGGGAUUCCAGCCCAUCCUUGUGCGUCCAUACCCGGAGACCCCCUACCUCAGUCUCCCCUUCCUGCAGCGCUGCCAGCAAUGAUGGCCUGGACCUCGCCCCAGCCUGCAGGCCUCCCCCAGAGGAAGGUUCCUCUCAGUGGGGACCCCCUUCUCACCCCGGCUUAGGAGGUUAUUUGACCAUAUGCUCCACGGGUGAGACGCCAGGUGAUGGGUUAUAUCUUGCAGGCCCCCUGCGUGUAUGGAGGCCUGGGGGUAGCCCUGAGGGUUGGUCCCAUUCAUGAAGGGUUGUGCCCUCAGUAUGUACGUCCUUGUCUUGUUCGGGCUUUAUCUCCCUGCUUCCCGUGUCUCACCAAUAAACUUAAUAAAACUCAUGAAGGA